Messenger RNA from Anopheles cruzii, 3911 nucleotides. Its product is annotated as mucin-5AC. The record is from RefSeq and is a predicted model, not a curated record. Gene Ontology annotation, cellular component: cytoplasm; plasma membrane. The coding region runs from base 1 to 3792 and encodes 1263 amino acids. The transcript has 7 exons. NCBI's taxonomy places the organism in Eukaryota, Metazoa, Arthropoda, Insecta, Diptera, Culicidae.
AUGGAACCGGGAACGGGCACUACCGUUACCUCCACGGCGAGCAAUAGUGGCGGGAACGCAUCUACUAGCGUCGUCAUGCGUCCCCCGCUGACGGCGUUGUUUCGUGAAAUUCACAAAAAUAGCUGGCUUCGACGGCUCAACAGUGACAGCAGGCGACCAUCCGUGCUGAAUAAGAAACCUGAUCGAUACUGGGUGGUGUUCUGCGUUCACGAUGACUGCGAGGCGUUCUUGGAAGGCUUCAGCGACCCUCGGCAGGCGCCAUCUCACGCUCCCGAGUGGUCGCUGUCGCUGCAGACCGUACAACACAUCUCGCACGCCCUGGUCUCGGUGGAGCAGGAAUUUGAAUUUGUGAUAACGCUGGGAAGCGAGGUAGCUCGCUUCAAUGCCAACACCUGGGAGUGCAUGCAGGAAUGGGUGGAUUGCUUGCGUUCUAAACUUCGUGAAAUGAAGCUGCUGUCGCCGAAAGAGAAUCUCUACUCCCGUCUACCGGAGGUGAGGCCUCCACUGGCGCCGACACGCGACCCAACCUCACCGCUACCAGCCACUCCGCCGGUUCCGGCAGCCAUCGUUCCAGGGAUUGAACGCGUUCAAACUUCCUCCCAACUGCCACUUCAGCAAAGUUUAGUUGAAUUUAAUCACUCUCAGAGUCACCAGACGGCCGUGGCAGGCCCGAGCGGAUCCAAUUCUUUCCCUACAGUGGGACUAUGUACUUCCACAACAACGGGUCAAUCUGUUUCCCUUCCGGCUUCGGCCAUUCAGACGCCGGGAUGUAGUUCUAGUGUUAGCUUACCGGCCACUAACACAGGCACCACUAGCUCUACGUCAUCUUCAUCAUCAUUCUCAUCAGCCUCGUCAUCAUCAUCGUCGUCAUCGUCAUCGGGCAGUUACUCUUCCACACUGACGUCAAUUUCGUCCUGCCCGAAUGGUGGCCUCAACCCUCCGGCGAUGUCCAACACCUCUACACAGAAUCUCAUGAACCUUCUGUCGAAUCCGCUGCAAGCGGUCAGCAGUAUUAACGCUCAAAGCAAAUCUAUGCAAAAUCCGGCCCACCCUUCAGCGGACGCUUCCUCCGCUUCGGUCUCCGCAGAACACCACGAGUUCCCAGACGAACUGCUCAAACGUAUGGGUGGUGGUGGCGGCGGAAAUACUCCUGCGCCCUCAUCGAACCUGCCGAAACCACAAAAAAUAAUUACCAGAGAAAAUGGCCCCACCGGUGGUACAGCGAACCAUAAUGGAGCCGCUGGUGUUCAACAGCAACAUCAUCAGUCUGCUGCAAGCGCCGCUGCUAGCUCCUCGCUAGCGACUACAUUCGUGAAUAACGUCCUGGCAGACCCCUCAGGAGCAGUUGCUUCGCUCAAGCGAACCGAUAAGCUUCUGCUGGAUGUACGUGGUGGAGGAAGUGACGAAACAAACGCCUGUGAUGAUGAGCACGUCGCCGAAGAGGGCGGAGUGCUUGCCCGCGACAACAAUCACGAUAACCACGAUGUCGUUGUCAGUGCCGGAAACGACGGCAGCUCGGAGGGCGGAGAAGAACAGCAAUCCUUGCAUCAGCGACAUCUGCAACACGCAUUCGCAGAAAUCUCCCAAAAAGGAGUAAAUGAUUGCCGCAGUGUCUGCAUGUCUAAUGGUUCGGAACCACUUCACCCAAGCAGUCACAACGAUGUUGUCGUCAGCAGUGAAUCACCAACAAUGGCCUCCAACUGCGGUGGAAUGCAACCCAGCAGCAUCGUGUCACCUGCAGCAGUAUCUGGUUCGAGGAUCGACCCAAAACGAUCGUCUCGGAAAAUCUCUCCAUUGGCAGUGCAAUCUUCCCCACCGGCAGCAUUGCAUGUGGAACAGGUCACGAACGUAACGAUCAUACAAGUAUCCAACAGUAGCACCUCGGCUACAACUCCCUCACCAACGAUCACGACAUCGUCCCCGAAACCGAUGCCUCGGUUUAACUUUCUGAAAGCGAAACCAUUGCCAAUCGCAACCGUUGCCACAACCGUAUCGGAUGAUGACGGACGAGGGGACAAUAAUUACAAAAGCAACGUGCAAAUCAUUCCGUCCAACGUUGAGUACGAGCAGCCGAAUUCGUUGAAUGAGGUUGACCAUCUAAUGCAACCGUCGAUCAUUGCAUCAAUCAACGAGCAGCAGAUCACUACCGUAACCGUGCCCAAUGUUCGACCUAGCCCGGCCACACCCGCAACGCUUGGCCAAGCUCCCCCGCCUACGGUACAAAUUGCGGUGGCAACUUCGUCAACACCCAUUAAAGGACCGGAAAAUAACUUCGGUACCGUGACGCAGAUUUCCGUCAAUUCAAUACCAGCACAUGGCGGAAGUGUUGCAGCGAAAAGAAAUCCUCCGCCCGCACCUCAGCACUAUGAGCAGGUGUUUUUUACAAGCUCCAGUGUACAGGUGACGACUGGUGCAGCGCGUGCAGGGAACCCUUCAUCGUCGGUAGACAUACCUUCCGCUGUUCCGGUGGCAGGCGGUAACAAUAAGCUGGCUGCGGCAGGAAAGAGUAGUAAGGUUUUGCUGCUAAGUAAACAGCAGCGUUCGUCUAGUCAUUCCGAAAUCGUGCUCACUCCUGUCGGUGGACGAGCGACCAAGAACAGCGGAGGUCUGCUCGGUGGCGGCAGUAGCGACAAGGAGAAUCAUGCCCACCACGUACCGAGCGGACCGUCCUCUUCCAAACAGGGAGUACUUCCUUCCGCCAGCAGCCCAGCGGUACCGGUGCACCUGGCUGGUGGAAGUCCCUCGAAGCGACCCGCUGUCGAUAGGAACAUUUACACCCCGCACCCCCAACGCGCUCCUCUCCUGCAGCGAGGGCUUACCGAACUUGUGUUGAGCACCCGAUCUUCGCCCACGGUGGUUGGAAGUACAAGUGCAGAGCCACCGGUUAUGAACGGACGCAGCCGUAGAGCGGCCCCGAUCGAGAACAAGAUACGCCAAGAUCAUCUUCCUCCGGAACAGCGUCGCCGCAGUUCAUCAACUUCGGAUGCUCGUCAGGAUGCGGUUGCUCGCGUCGUUGGCUCGAGUCCUGCCGGGGGUGUAAGCCGAUUGCAGUCGCCCCCACAGCCAUUCCGUCCGCAUCAUCCACUGAUCAAUAUGACAGAAGGUGUAAACGCAGUCGCCGGGAGUGCUGGAGGCAAUCGGAAACUAACGCUUCGCGAGCAGCAAGUGUUUCAGUUGCGCCGCGAAAUGAUGCAUCCGGGUGGCGUUAGGUUGCAGUUGCGGCGCAAGGAUUGCAUCAACUCGAUCGGGCUCGUGGAUGCAUUCGGGGGCGUGUGGGUAGCCGGAUGGAAACAAAAAGAACAUCCGGUGCUCUACAAUGCCCUGCAUAUAGGCGACCAGUUGAUUAGCGUAGCGGGCGUAGCGAUCUCAUGUGCGGUCGACGCGCACAAGACCAUCCGAGCAGCUCCGGGUUUAUUUGUAGAGCUGAUUAUUCGAAGAAUUCCUUUCGGACGUGUCUACGCCAUACGGCGCGAGCUAGACGGUCAGUGUUUGGGGUUGAUUCGGGAUGGUAACACGGCCACUAUCGUUGAUGUGGUUCCAAACAGUUUAGCCGCCCGGCAUGGGUUACCACCAAAGGCAAAAUCUUGUGAUGGACUGUCACUGACGUUUUGGGUGUUGACAGAAAUCAAUGGGCGUCCAUUGAAUCUGUUCUUCAAGGAACACGAAAUUCGUGAUCGGCUGAACGCCGUCGGACGAGACAUUUCUAUAUUGGUGCAACCGGCUGAUUUGGUAACAAAGUUGAAAAAGCAGCUGAAAUCAUUGCGCGGCCACAAGGAUUUUAUUGUGCAAUAAAAAGGGUAAUCGAGUCGCAUUGAGUGUACUCGUUUGAGGCGAUCAGCUGUGUGUACUAGUGACCACGUGAAAGUAGUGGAAGAAAUGCGUAGCAUGAUGUGUGAGAAAGAGAAGAAACA